ACAUUGACAGCGAACGAUGCGCCGAGAUAUAGUGACGUCAUCAGCAGGAGGAUGGAAGCAAGUUAUGUGGACUUCGCUUCAGAGCAGAAGGGAGAGAUGGCGUCCAGGUCCCCAUGAAUAAGCAAAAAAAAGAAAAGAAAAAAGGAUGCAAGGCAGAUAGCCAAAGGACAGGGCGCCGAUAAGGAAUUUAACAUCGCUAUCUUUUCACCCAAAAUAUCUUCAGGACUAAACUGCAUCUGAUUGCUUCAUAAGGAUCUUACAUAGGCGUGGGUGUUUGCAAUAUUUACUUGUCAUUGCUCUGUUUUCAUCCUCGUCCGGUCACCGGGAGGGGAGGGUUCGCCUUUUGCUACAGCUGUUUCUACCUCCGCCUCUCGUCGAGCCAACGUUGAGACGGCGAGACAGGACCGAGUGAGUGAGGGGCGAUGGCUGCUGGAGGAGGAUGCGGGGAAACCGUGGAUCAGUACCGGGCGGAGGUAGAUCGGCUGACCCGAGAGCUUGCGGAAGCUAACCGUGAGAAGAUACGGGCGGCGGAAUGCGGUCUUGUGGUGCUGGAAGAAAACCAGACCCUGAAGCAGCAGUAUACUGAUCUGGAAAUCGAGCAGGAGGCACUGAAGCGAGAGUUGGAGCAGCUGCAAGAGGCUUUCGGCCAGGCGUACUCAAACCAGCGCAAGGUGGCCGAGGAUGGCGAGACCAACGAGGAGACGCUGCUGCAGGAGUCCGCCUCCAAGGAGGCGUACUACAUGGGCCGUCUGCUGGAGCUGCAGGGCGAGCUCAAACUCAGCCGCUCCGUGGCGUCCAACACGCAGGCCGAGAACGAGCGGCUGAACGGGGUCCUGCAGGAGCUCAGAGAGACUAAUGAAGUUCUGGAGUUGCAGAGGAGCAGGAUGAAGGAGGAAAUCAGGGAGUAUAAGUUUCGGGAAACUCGGCUGCUGCAGGACUACACUGAGCUGGAGGAGGAGAACAUCACUCUGCAGAAGCUGGUGUCUACACUCAAGCAGAACCAGGUGGAGUAUGAGGGCCUGAAGCACGAGAUCAAGGUGCUGGAGGAGGAGACGGUGCUGCUGAACAGCCAGCUGGAGGACGCGCUGAGGCUGAAGGAGAUCUCGGAGACGCAGCUGGAGGAGGCGCUGGACACGCUGAAGAACGAGCGGGAGCAGAAGAACAACCUGCGCAAGGAGCUGGCGCACUACCUCAGCCUGAGCGACAGCGUGUACGGGGCCGGGGCCCACCUCGCCCUGGACGGCCUCAAGUUCGCCGAGGAGGCCGGCAGCAACGGCACCACGGCCGCCAACUCGCCCAGCAACGAGGACGGCAACAAGUGCAACGGCCACGUCCCGCUGGCCAAGAUGAACGGGGACUACCGCCCCGCCGGCAGGAAGGGGGAGGCGCUGCACCCCGUCUCCGACCUCUUCAGCGAGCUCAACCUCUCCGAGAUGCAGAAGCUCAAGCAGCAGCUCCUACAGGUGGAGCGGGAGAAGGCCGCGCUGCUGACGACCCUCCAGGAGUCCCAGACGCAGCUGGAGCACACGCAGGGAGCCCUGACGGAGCAGCACGAGCGCGUGCACCGCCUGACCGAGCGCAUGAACGCCAUGAAGCGCUCGCAGUGCGACAAGGACGCCCACAUGGAGCUGGAGCUGGAGGCGGAGCCCGAGAAGGGGGACUCCUCCCCCAACAGCCACGACUACGAGGUGGACAUCCACGGGCUGGAGAUCCUGCAGUGCAAGUACAAGGUGGCGGUGAUGGAGGUGAUCGACCUGAAGGCGGAGCUCAAGGCCCUGAAGGAGACGUACAACCAGAGCGUGGACAGCCGCGUGGAGGAGAAGAGCCACAGCGAGAGCCGGCUGCAGGCCCUGGCCGAUCAGCUGGGCCAGCUGGAGAGGAGCUGCAGGGAGGGGCGGGAGCGGAUCAGCGGGCUGGAGGCGGAGCUGCGCGCCGUGUCGGGCGUGGCCAGCGAGAGCCACAGCAUGCUGAACGCGGCGCAGGACGAGCUGGUGACCUUCAGCGAGGAGCUGGCCCAGCUCUACCACCACGUCUGCCUCUGCAACAACGAGACGCCCAACCGCGUGAUGCUGGACUACUACCGGCAGGGCCGCGCGGCCCGCAGCGGCAGCCUGAAGGGCUCGGAGGACCCGCGCGCCCUGCUCUCGCCCCGCCUGGCCCGCAGGCUCAACGCCGCCGCGCCCUCCGAGCCCCGGAGUCCCAGCGACUCCCCGACCAAGGAGCCGCCCCCGGAUCCGGGCAAGGAGAGCCCCGCCCGCACACCCUCGGGGUCGCCCUUCGCCGGCGGCUCGCCCUCCCCCUCGUCCUCCUCAUCCUCCCCGCCCAUCUCGGAGCCGGCCGCGGACCUGCGCAAGGAGCCCAUGAACAUCUACAACCUGAACGCCAUCAUCCGGGACCAGGUCAAGCACCUGCAGCGGGCCGUGGACCGCUCCCUGCAGCUCUCCCGCCAGAGGGCGGCCGCCCGCGAGCUCGCCCCCAUGCUGGACAAGGACAAGGAGGCCUGCCUGGAGGAGAUCCUCAAGCUCAAGUCCCUGCUCAGCACCAAGAGGGAGCAGAUCGCCACGCUGCGGCUCGUCCUCAAGGCCAACAAGCAGACGGCCGAAAUCGCCCUGGCCAACCUGAAGAGCAAAUAUGAGAACGAGAAGUCGAUGGUAACCGAGACGAUGAUGAAGCUGAGGAACGAGCUGAAGGCGCUGAAGGAGGACGCCGCGACCUUCUCCUCCCUCAGAGCCAUGUUCGCCACCAGGUGUGACGAGUACGUGACGCAGCUGGAUGAGAUGCAGAGGCAGCUGGCGGCGGCGGAGGACGAGAAGAAGACGCUCAACUCGCUGCUGCGCAUGGCCAUCCAGCAGAAGCUGGCGCUGACGCAGCGGCUGGAGGACCUGGAGUUCGACCACGAGCAGUCGCACCGCGGCCGCGCCAGCAAGGUGCCCAAGAUCAAGACUGGCCCUCCCAAAUCUCUCCUAGAUUGUGAGCAGCCUGCUGCUUCCGUACCGCCAGUCCCCCCACAACUAAGGCGAGACAGAGCCUCUGUAGGCCGCAGUCGUAACGUUGCGAUAGCUCUCCAGGAAGACGUGAAACAUCAUUCCAGCGGCAGCAACAGCAGCAGCAGCCGCUCUCCCUGUGUUCCUUUCAACUGUAUAUCACCAGAGGCUCCGCCCCCUGGCCCUUAGCCUUCCCAGUGUACAGCAAGACAUGGGCCUCCACAACCCUCCUUAUCUCUGCCAUACCUCUAUGUCAAUAAAUAAGCCACCCCCCCCCCCCCCCCCCCCAAAAGGCUCCGACCCUCUCGACCCUCUGCCCAAUCACCACGGUUACUGUGCGGGCCAGUAUGCCCUGCUCCUCCAGACAGUCAGACAGAGACAAUAAUGAUGCACUCAGGAGAGGAAUGGCCCAAACGAGGACAGAAAUUAGAAGGCUGUGUCUCUGUUUGAAAGUAACAACAUUAUAAUGGACAUAUUAUUUUAUUUAUAUAUUUAGUACUGUUUAUUUAUUGGUUGAUUUAUUUAUGAUUUAUUGAUUUAAGUAUGUAUAUUCUUGCUCGGUUGUUUAUUUAUUAUUUUUUUGUUUUGAAUUACAGAAAUGUGUCCCUGCUUUGUAGUGAAACUUGAACACAUGAAACACUGAUAUGUUGUAUCAUUAUUUGUUUCCUUUGCUGCUUUUGAACCUUUGAGCUUUAUCUGCGUCGGAGUGGCAUUAAAGGAAGAACACAGCAGAUGGUUAGAGUCGCAGAGGCUAAUAAAGUGCUGUGAAGUCGUGUCAAGGUCCAAGCACUGUGAAAUCACUCUUAAGUUUAACAGUGCAAAGAAUAAUUACCGAGUAUCUAGAGUAAUGAAUUUCCAUUGAACGUCCCACAGACGGGCACAUUUUCCUCCAUACCUACUUCUGUUGAAACAACCAAAAUAAUUGCUAUUAGUCCCUUCCAAAGCUAAAACUUACUUUUUUUUGUUUUGCCUUUCUUCUGAAUGUUUCUGUCACUUUGUAUAAACCUGGGGAACAAUGUGAACUUUCGCAGUAUUACACCUUCUGAGUGGAAGGCUGAAACAUCGAGCUGAAUCCACAGAAAGACUGUUACAGCCAUGUUUGUACAAGUAAUUUUCACCUGCACAAAUGUGCAAAGCUCUUUUGUAAAUUUUAUGUUUGAAAGCACUGCAAUAUCAUAAUAUAAUCUGUUUUUGAAUGAAACUAAUGAAGAUGCUGAUUGCAAUACAGUGAUAGUCUUUCAGAUGCUGAGUUCUACAAAAUCAUAUCUAAUAUCACUCACUGAGCACAUUUUUCCACAUACCUUUUGCAAUAUAUAUCAAUUAAUUAGUAUCAUUAUUUUCUAUUUAUGAGGAGGUUCAGUUUGUGGUGUAGGUCAGAACAGCAUUGAAUGCCUGUUUUUAGAUGAAAGACUGUGAUUUGUGGAAAUAAGGUCAGUAGGCCCAAGAUUGGCUCUGUAAGUACUGGGUAAGAUGAAACUGUGGUGAACAAAGCAUUUUUUAUUCACUUUAAAACAACUUCCAUUUAGUCAAUUAUUGCCCGCAUAUCUAGCUGUCUUGAAUUUUACUUAUCAUUUGGUUAAUACUUUCUAAAGAUUUUUUUAUGUGGCCUUUUUUAUGUUACAAGAACAAUGGCUUCAAGUGGUUGACAAGUAAUUCAGUGAUACAGUGAUAACAUAUUCUCAUCAGAUGUGUUUUACUCCUAUCAUGCUCUGGUUCAUGGGCAAAAAAGCUUGGUAAAGGAAAUUGACUCAGUACUGUCUUUCACCUCUCUCUCUCUCUCUUUCGCUCUCUCUCAGACUCCUUGCUGCAUAUAGUUAAUGUGCUGUAGAUGAACAGAGUAAACAGUUCAGUGCGUGCGCCUCUCUUCUAAGUCACUCCACCGAGCAAGCACAAACAUUUAACUAUGCAUCACAGUAAUGGUCGUAAUGAUGAUUUUUCAAUAUAAUCUGGUAAAAUAUCACUGUGUCUUCCGUUUUUAAUGCUAUGAUAUACAUGACACUCCCAAAAGACCAGCACGUUGUUAAACGCAAACCGAGUCAGACAUGUAUUUCUUAGCAAUGAUUUUGCUUUGUUUUCACAGAUUUUAAUUAAACAGAAAGAGAAUUGCCUCUCUGUGUAGAAGGGAAUUCUGAAACCUGUGAAAGAUCUUGUUAUAUUAACAUAGAUUAAAAUGAUCUCAUUUCAAGCCUGGGAAUAACAAUAUAAAGUGAGAAGUAUGUGAGGUCGCUGGGGUGGGAAGAACUGAAUAAAUGUUCGUUGGUUAAAAGAAAAUGUAUAAAAUAAACACACCACAGAAAGCAUCAGUACUCUGAAACGUACUGAGUGAUACCUCCAGCAACAUAGAAGGGGCUCUUUCUGUUGCAGGGAGGUAUGCAGGCAUGCAGGAGUCUGUGAGGGAGCAUUAGCACAUAAACAGAGGCUCAGUCCAUUCCAUCAGCUGACAAGUUUAAUUCAGGAUCCAUUCAGAAAACAAUUCACAAUGGUGCCCUUGUGCCGGUGGCAGUGAGACAUGAACCCACUUUCCCGAAACCUGACUAUUGUUUCAGGUUUUACUAAUCUGUUAUGUGUUUACCAUACUGCCGUGCCUCUCCAUUAAAUUGGGUUUAGAGUCCAUCCUCUCAGUUAUUUCACAAAAAUGAAGUCAGCAUUAUCAUAAGUAUUAUUACUAUUAUCAUUAUUAUUACAAUCAUAGUUUAAUAUUAAUUUGCCAAAUAGGUUAUCCUUCUUUGUGCUGCGUCACUGUUUUUAUCCCUCACUGUUGGAAGCCAUAUGACACAUUGCCACAGAUGCCAUUAAGACUAUCAGAUAAUCAAACGCUGUGAAAUAAAAUGUGGAAAUAAAUGUCUACCCCCCUGGAUUUUAGACUUGAUUUAGAUAUUUUUAGUCAGAGAUGGAGGUCUGGACUAAUUUUAACGGAUUUUGUAUUAUAAUUUUUGGUCUGGGUUGCAAAGCAUCUGAAUUUUUUUAGAGAUAAAUCUGCUUUGUUUGUUAUUUUGAAACAAUUCAUCCAAAUGGGACAUCAAAAGUAUUAUUGUUUCCAUGCACUUUUAUAAAUCUUGAUUUGAUUUUUUUAUUUGCAUGACCUUUUUGUGCCUGACUUGCUAACUAUAUGAGACCUGUAUUAUACAUGUUUUUUUUCCUUUUUGUUUUUAUUUUAUUUGAUUUGAUUUGACAUGAUUUUGCCCAUUAUGUGUGUUGAGACUGAACGUAGAGGAUUACAUGUAGACAGGAGAUAGGUGGGCACAUAUAAGCUCCAUGCCUUUUUGAGGAUACAUUUUGACAUAACUUGCAUUCACUAAAGUGGGCCUUUCCAUUAAACACAUAGCAGUACUUCGGAUGGGAGUGGUGCGUGCGCACUAGUGUCCAACUCUCAUUCAGGAAAGCUUUUUUCCCUCAUAGCAUCCACUCAGUGAAUGAUGGUGCAAGCAUGUUUUUAACACCAGGGGGAAAUGUCUUUUUCUUCUCUUGUAUGUAUUUAUGUGUAUCCUAAAGGGUGGGUUUACUAUAUUUAUUGAGCUGAUUAUUGUUUUAUUUAUUGAACUUGUUAUUGUUUUAUAUUUUAUGUACUACCUGAUGGAAUGAAUGUGGUGGCGAGAGACAGUCUUCUGAUGUUGGGUUGUACCCGUAACGCUGUUGCGUGGAGGACGUGAAGUGGUCCAAAACUAGUCUGUGUGUGGUACUGAGGCUGUCCACGAAGAAGAGAAAUUCUCCUGGUUGUCCGCACAAUUUUAUCUCUGUCUCUCAUUUGGGCUCUCUGCUGCCAAGAUAGAACAGAGACAUGAAUCAACACAAAAGAAAUAUUUAAAAAUAAUAAUAAUAAAUUUAAAAAUACAGCAAUAUACUGUACUGGGUUUUAUUAUUAUUCUUUCUUAUUCUAAUGAAAAACAGUGUAAUAUCUAGCUACCUGUUUCAAUAGAAAAUAAACAAACUGUCCCUGGACUGUAAAUGGGGCUGCUUUGACUGUU
Messenger RNA from Anguilla anguilla (European eel), 6949 nucleotides. It is a transcript of the gene bicd1a, whose product is annotated as bicaudal D homolog 1a. Bases 423 to 3173 code for a protein of 916 amino acids. Lineage: Eukaryota; Metazoa; Chordata; Actinopteri; Anguilliformes; Anguillidae. Gene Ontology annotation, cellular component: Golgi apparatus; cytosol. The record is from RefSeq and is a predicted model, not a curated record. Gene Ontology annotation, biological process: microtubule anchoring at microtubule organizing center; positive regulation of receptor-mediated endocytosis; protein localization to organelle. Gene Ontology annotation, molecular function: cytoskeletal adaptor activity; dynactin binding; dynein intermediate chain binding. The transcript is spliced from 9 exons.